Molecule: messenger RNA, 2497 nt
Organism: Rasamsonia emersonii CBS 393.64
Lineage: Eukaryota; Fungi; Ascomycota; Eurotiomycetes; Eurotiales; Trichocomaceae
Product: 5-Methylcytosine G/T mismatch-specific DNA glycosylase
Exons: 5
Biological process (GO): base-excision repair
Cellular component (GO): nucleus
Molecular function (GO): DNA binding; catalytic activity
Source: RefSeq, a predicted model, not a curated record
UGUAGCCCAGACCACGGUCAGGGAACAAAAACAGCACUGGAAAUUUGCCCGAGAUGCAUACCGAGACCACGCAAAUGCAUUGCGAGCAUACAAUACCCAUGCUGGAUAUGCCUCGCCCUCGACGAUCCUAAUCGGAAGUGGAUUUCGUUUUCGCUUAAGGGAAAGAAGUGAAAGUGUAAAGGAAGAGAUGAAAAGAACAACAAGGGGGGAAAUUGCAAUUUACACGAUUCAUACUCUCCUGUUCCACCAAAGAGAUGCUAUUACGUUUCCUUUCCCGACAUCCGAUCGUCUCUUAGUCAAAGCUUUCCGGAAAAAUCUGGUUGUUGUCACUCCUUUUUAUAUGCCAGAGAACAAUCCCCAUGCGAGUCAGGGGGUAUGUGACAAGGACCGUACUUUUGCUCCACAAGUCUCCCUUCCCCGUUUGUUGACACUGAACGAGGAGACCUCCACAAAGCAAGCCAGUCAUGACGCUGUCGAUGUCUCAACGCUAGGUACCAGCCCUGACACCGCUGACAAUGUCGAUCCCACCUUGCUCGAAGAAGCCAGCUUAUUUUCCACGCUGGACCCGGAGCAUCGCGAUCGCCUCACACGAUACAUUGCAAACCAUCCCUUCAUUGUGAACGAAGGUCCGGUCGUGCGACGUCAGGAAUGGCACAAAUUCACACAGGAUCUUCGCGCGGAAGCCGCCACUGUUGGACUGGACGAGGAAGCCAUUCAACGGGUGAUCAGAUAUGUGAGGAAGCUAUACAGGGGAUUGUACAAGGGAAAUGUUCACUACGAUGAUGGUUCUACGUUUGAGGUUGAAGAGAUCGGUGGGGAUCACGGGCAUGUGAAACGAAAGAAACGAGAAAGAAGAAAACGUGGCUCCUCUGGCGCGACGAAGAGCAACUCGAAGAAGCUGAAGCAGAUGCUGGAAAACGAGUCUCCUGUUGAAGACGGAUCUGCUGCGGCUUUGAGUACGGAGUCUGAUGCUACCAGCGCGAUUCCGGUGAUAGAGGUUACUCAAGAAGCUAUCACAUUUUCUCAAGCGAAUCUCAGCAAGACCUCAGAGCUGAACACUAAUGAUACACCUGAGAGCAGAGAAAACAAGGAAAAUGCAGCUCCUGGCGACAUUAACGUGGAGAAUCGCAAGAAGCCCACAAAGCAAAAAACUAAACGACCAGCCAAAGUCAGCCACCAUUUUGCAAAGAACCGCAAAGAAGGAAAGUCCACAGCCAGCAGCCCUUCCGGCAGGAAAAAGAACCCCAAGCAAUCAAAACCAGCAGAUACAGGCAAACGCAGCGAGGCAGACACUGCAAAAAGUAAGGAGGCUCGCGAAGCGACCAUCAAAGCAAGAUCGCAUCGAAAACGUGUCCGACGGCGAGAAAGACUGAGGGAGAGAAAGGCGCAGGAACGUGCUGCAAAGGCGGAUGGACGGCCACAGGCGACCAACUCCAACGCGACGAAGCAAGACGAGCAAUCUCCGGCUCACCAGAAAACGCAAAAGAGUGAACUGGCCAAAGCAGAAACGGGUGCUAAAGACAUCACCACUGCCCCGGUUUGCGGUGCUACGGCGCCUGCUGGUGUCGAUCAAUCCCUCCUUGAUCUGCUAUUGUCUUCUGAUUCUUCUCUAAGCGACGUUCCCAGCGACGUGAGCUCCAUCGCUGCCGACUGUCCUCCCUUAUCUCCUCUUGCACAAGAUACUCCAGACCAGCAUGAUGAUCCAAGUUCUGUUCCUCAAACACCAACCAAGUUCGCCCAGCCGCCGGCGAAGAAACUUCGCAAAAAGCUUCCAAAAGUCUCACCCUACUUUCCCAAACCGUCCGGCGACGCAGAGUCGUGUCUCCCCUUCCCGCCCAUAUCGGCAGAAUCGUUUGGCUUGAUCCAGGAACAGCUAGCCCACGAUCCGUUCCGCCUGUUACUUGCGACGAUCUUCCUCAACCGGACACGCGGAGGCGUUGCCAUCCCGGUCCUUUUCCGCGUCUUCGAGCGGUAUCCCACCGUCGAAGCGAUGGCAGCUGCGAAUGUGGCAGACGUCGUCGAAACGAUCCACUGUCUGGGUUUCCAGAACCAGCGCGCGAAGAAAUGCAUCGAGCUCGCGAAGACAUGGUUGGUGGCGCCGCCAACGAAAGGGAAGCGGUACCGCAAGCUCAAUUACCCCAAGAAGGGCGAUGGACGAGACGUUGGUCCGGACGAGUGCAUUGACGACGACGACCCGCGCGUGGCAUGGGAGAUAGCGCAUUUGCCGGGGAUUGGGGCCUAUGCGAUCGACAGCUGGCGGAUCUUCUGCCGCGACGAACUCCGCGGUCUGGCGUCUGAUUGGAAGGGGACGAACGCGACAUCGUCAGCGGACUUUGAGCCGGAAUGGAAGCGCGUCCUGCCGAUGGACAAGGAGCUAAGGGCGUAUCUGACGUGGAUGUGGCUGAAGGAAGGAUGGGUGUGGGACCGGGAGACAGGGGAGCGGACCCGAGCAAGCGAGAAGAUGAUGCGGGCUGCUGCGAGGGUGUCUUGCUCAUGA